AGAGAGAAAGUCACCGGCCACUCCUUCUACCUGUCUCACCAACUCUCAUCUAGAAGCUUUCUCUCUCUCUCUCUCUCUCUCUCUCUCAAGAGGGUCAAGAUUAUAAAAUAUCAAGUUGAUCCCUCACAAUGGGGCCAGCUUCUCUCUCUUUGGUGCAAUGUGAAAAUAUCAAAAGAGAAAUUAGGGGAAAAAGAAAGAAACCUGUUGUUAUCUACCAUUUUGUUUUCUAUCUCCACCAUUCUGGGUCUCUACUACUAAUAGAACAACAGUUCAAACAGCUCAGCUAGCUACAGACUUUCUCUAGUCCAACUUAGGGAAAUUCUUGUUCACAUUCUCUCUUCAAAAUCAUCAUCAUAAGCCAUCAUCAUCAUCAACGACAACAACAUCAACCACAUGGGAAGGUCUCCUUGCUGCGAGAAGGCUCACACGAACAAGGGCGCAUGGACCAAGGAGGAGGACGACAAGCUCAUUGCCUACAUAAGAGCGCACGGCGAGGGUUGCUGGCGGUCGCUCCCGAAGGCCGCGGGCCUCCUCCGCUGUGGCAAGAGCUGCCGCCUCCGGUGGAUCAAUUACCUGCGGCCGGACCUCAAGCGGGGCAACUUCACCGAAGAAGAGGAUGAGAUCAUCAUCAAACUGCACAGCCUUCUUGGUAACAAAUGGUCGCUCAUUGCUGGGCGUUUGCCGGGGAGAACGGACAACGAGAUCAAGAACUACUGGAACACGCACAUAAGGAGGAAGCUUUUGAACCGAGGCAUCGAUCCGGCCACUCACAGGCUGAUCAAUGAGCCCGCACAAGAUCACCAUGACGAGCCCACCAUUUCUUUUGCUGCUAAUUCUAAGGAGAUCAAAGAGAUGAAGAACAACGCAGAGCUCAAUUUCAUGUGCAACUUAGAAGAGUCGGCAGACGUGGCAUCGUCGGCUCGAGAAAGGUGUCCUGACCUGAAUCUCGAGCUCGGAAUCAGCCCUCCUUCUCAUCAACUGCAUCAGCCUGAGCCACUCUUGAGAUUCACUGGUAGGAAAAGUGAUUUGUGUCUGGAGUGUAAUUUGGGGUUGAAAAAUAGCCAAAAUUGCAGAUGCAGUGUUGGGGUGAUCGAGAGUGAAACUAGUGUUGGGUAUGACUUCUUGGGCUUGAAGGCAAGUGUUUUGGAUUAUAGGAGCUGAAUUUUGGUGAAGAAGAUGGAUAAUUGUGCAGCGAAGAGAUGAGGCAGAGAUUGUUAUUAGUUGAAAUCUCUUUGUUAAUUUUGUUGUCUCUCUCUCUUUUACCCUUUUCUCUAAAUUCUUAUUUGGGAUCCUGGUUGAUAGCGACUUCAUAGGUUAAAUAGAAAUAUUACCAGUUAAAGAGAUGAAUGAAGGAUAUAACAUCUUCAGUAUAA
Messenger RNA from Eucalyptus grandis, 1373 nucleotides. Its product is annotated as myb-related protein 308. The transcript has 2 exons. Lineage: Eukaryota; Viridiplantae; Streptophyta; Magnoliopsida; Myrtales; Myrtaceae. The record is from RefSeq and is a predicted model, not a curated record. Bases 394 to 1161 code for a protein of 255 amino acids.